Messenger RNA from Musa acuminata subsp. malaccensis (wild Malaysian banana), 1986 nucleotides. Its product is annotated as protein NUCLEAR FUSION DEFECTIVE 4. Gene Ontology annotation, cellular component: membrane. The record is from RefSeq and is a predicted model, not a curated record. NCBI's taxonomy places the organism in Eukaryota, Viridiplantae, Streptophyta, Magnoliopsida, Zingiberales, Musaceae.
GGAGGAGGAAGAAAGGGAGGUAGAAGAAGUGGGGGAAGAUGGGAGAAGUGAAGGCCGGAAGCCGGCCGCCAUGGGUGGGGUUGGCGGCGGCGGUGUGGGUGCAGGUGGCUGCCGGAACUGCCUACACCUUCCCCCUCUACUCGCCGUCCCUCAAAUCCGUGCUGGGCUAUAGCCAGCAGCAGCUCACUAUGCUCGGCGUGGCCAACGACAUCGGCGAGAACUUCGGCCUGGUCGCUGGCUUCGCCAGCAGUCGCUUCCGGCCCUGGGUCGUGCUGCUCGCCGGCGCCGCCUGCUGCUUUCUCGGCUUCGGCGUUCUCUGGCUCGCCGUCACCCAGACCGUCUCCGGGUUGCCCUUCUGGGUCCUGUGGAUUGCCCUUUGUAUUGGUACCAACAGCAGUGCAUGGCUGGUCACGGCUGUGCUGGUCACCAACAUGCGGAACUUCCCCCUCAGCAGAGGCACAGUCUCCGGCAUCCUCAAAGGCUAUGUCGGCCUUAGUGCUUCGGUGUUCACUGGGUUGUACACCGGCAUGCUUCGCAGCUCAUCGACAAACCUGCUGCUGUUCCUGGCCAUCGGACUGCCUGUUAUGUGCCUCGCUAUGAUGUACUUUGUCCGCCCUUGCACACCAUCUCUUGCAGAGGACUCGUCGGAGCGGUGCCAUUUCCUGUUCACUCAAGUUUCCAGCAUACUUCUUGGUCUCUACCUUCUUGCUUUCACCAUUGUCAGCAAUCAUGUUCAACUGAGUGAUGGCAUUACCAGUGUUCUCUUCGGUGUCAUGGUUCUCUUCCUCCUGGCUCCACUUGCCAUCCCAAUUAAGAUGACUUUUUUCCGGACCAAGCCUAAACACACUAGUAGUUCUUCAGAAGAUAAGGCAGAACCUUUGUUGGCUUCGUCGUCGACGACAAACAAUUUGGAGAAGUUGCAGGAGCCUGAUGAUGGUUCUGAUGUGAACAUGCUCCUGGCUGUAGGGGAAGGAGCAGUAAAGAAGAAGAGGAAGCCCAAGAGAGGAGAUGACUUCGAGUUGGAAGAAGCUUUGGUGAAAGCUGAUUUCUGGCUUCUAUUUGCGGCCUUCUUCAUUGGUGCUGGCUCAGGUGUCACUGUUCUGAAUAACUUGGCACAGAUUGGGGCUGCAGCUGGAAUCGAUGAUCCUACCAUCUUACUCUGCCUCUUCAGCUUUGGCAAUUUUCUUGGUCGCCUCGGUGGAGGUGCUGUUUCCGAGUAUUUCGUCAGGACGAGAAUGCUUCCUCGGCCGAUCUGGAUGACAUGCACACAGAUGAUCAUGAUCAUAGCCUACCUUUUAUAUGCCCUGGGUCUCAGCAGCACUCUCAAUGCCUCAACUGCCAUGCUCGGCAUCUGCUAUGGGGUCCAAACUUCCAUCAUGGUUCCGACCGUGUCUGAGCUCUUCGGGCUGAAGCAUUUCGGGACCUUCUUCAACUUCAUGCUGCUCGGGAAUCCUCUUGGUGCAUUCUUGUUCUCAGGUCUUCUUGCAGGGUACUUGUAUGACAAAGAAGCAGCAGAGCAGCAACUGGGCUUCCUCCACCAUUCAAACACUUCUUGCUUUGGGCCAAGCUGCUUCAGGCUCACAUUCUUCAUUCUUGCAGGGGUGUGCAGCCUGGGAACCUUGUUGACCAUAAUAUUGACAGUGAGAAUAAGACCAGUGUAUCAGAUGCUGUAUGCAGGUGGGUCAUUCAGGCAACCCCAAACUACACAUCACUGAUGAUAUCAUGUUGUUGUUGUUUCUGUUGUUCUGCCACCUUCUUGAUUCAGUGCCUGCUCAGCUGUUGGGAGUCUUUUAUGUCCUCAAAACUUCACAGAGAUUGUGGGUUUGUAAGAAUUGUAGUGUCAUCUGAGAGAGAUGUGACAGUGUUGUGUAAUGAUCGUAUGGUGUUUUAUCUGUCAAGGAUAAUUCUAAUGGUGUGUUGGGUGUGGAUGUCUUUGGAUGGUGUGAGAUGAGAAAUUAACUAUAAAGAUCAUACAGCUUCCAUCUA